Rotaria socialis is the source of this 360-nucleotide messenger RNA. The record is from the annotation of a GenBank genome assembly. NCBI's taxonomy places the organism in Eukaryota, Metazoa, Rotifera, Eurotatoria, Philodinida, Philodinidae.
AUGUCUCAAUUGUCUACACACAAUAUUAAUGGACAUAAUCGUCAUCAUCACCAUCGACCCCAAGCUCACCACUAUGCCUUACACAAGCAACUGAUCGGUGUUUAUUCGGAAUCUGAUAAACUUGAUGCAGUAUUGAUGCAUCGUCCUGGACGAGAGAUUGAACGUCUCACACCAGAAAACAAAGAUAUACUCUUAUUCGACAAUAUACCUAAUAUCGAUGAGACUCACCAGUCGCACGAUGCUUUUGCUGAUGCUCUACGCAAAGAAAAUAUACAAGUCUUCUAUAGAAUUUUUCUGAUACUGCGUAAUUGGUUUCGACGGAGUGAAAGAAGAGCUUCUGUGACUGCAGCAAGUUUCUGA